GACACCUGAAUCCACGUCCGCUGUACCCUCCACUUGGACGUCUCCAGUCUCAGAGUCUCCCUUCUCCCCACAUAACCAUGACUUGUGGAUCCUACUGUGGCGGCCGCGCCUUCAGCUGUGCCUCAGCCUGCGGACCCAGGCCAGGACGCUGCUGCAUCUCCGCAGCUCCCUACAGGGGCAUCUCCUGCUAUCGCGGACUCUCGGGGGGCUUCGGCAGCCGCAGCGUCUGCGGGGCCUUCCGCUCUGGCUCCUGCGGACGCAGCUUCGGGUACCGCUCUGGGGGCAUCUGCGGGCCCAGCCCCCCCUGCAUCACCACCGUCUCUGUCAACGAGAGCCUGCUCACGCCCCUCAACCUGGAGAUCGACCCCAACGCGCAGUGCGUGAAGCAUGAGGAGAAGGAGCAGAUCAAGUGCCUCAACAGCAGGUUCGCGGCCUUCAUCGACAAGGUGCGCUUCCUGGAGCAGCAGAACAAGCUGCUGGAGACCAAGUGGCACUUCUACCAGAACCGCAAGUGCUGCGAGAGCAACCUGGAGCCCCUGUUCGAGGGCUACAUCGAGACGCUGAGGAAGGAUGCUGAGUGUGUGGAGGCCGACAGCGGGAGGCUGGCUGCCGAGCUCAACCAUGCUCAAGAGACCAUGGAGGGCUACAAGAAGAGGUACGAGGAGGAAGUCUCUCUAAGAGCCACAGCCGAGAACGAGUUUGUGGCCCUGAAGAAGGAUGUGGACUGUGCUUACCUGCGCAAGUCAGACCAGGAGGCCAACGUGGAGGCACUCACCCAGGAGAUCAACUUCCUGAGGCAACUGUAUGAGGAGGAGACCCGUAUCCUCCACUCCCACAUCUCAGACACCUCCGUCAUCGUCAAGAUGGACAACAGCCGGGACCUGAACAUGGACUGUGUCAUAGCUGAGAUCAAGGCUCAGUAUGAUGACAUUGCCAGCCGCAGCCGGGCAGAGGCUGAGUCCUGGUACCGCACCAAGUGCGAGGAGAUGAAGGCCACAGUGAUCCGGCACGGGGAGACCCUGCGCCGCACCAGGGAGGAGAUGAACGAGCUGAACCGCACGAUCCAGAGGCUGACGGCCGAGAUCGAGAACGCCAAGUGCCAGAACACCAAGCUGGAGGGCGCUGUGACCCAGUCUGAGCAGCAGGGCGAGGCCGCCCUGGCUGAUGCCCGCUGCAAGCUGGCUGAGCUGGAGGCUGCCCUGCAGAAGGCCAAGCAGGACAUGGCCUGCCUGCUCAAGGAGUACCAGGAGGUGAUGAACUCCAAGCUGGGGCUGGACAUCGAGAUCGCCACCUACAGGCGCCUGCUGGAGGGCGAGGAACAGAGGUUGUGUGAGGGCAUUGGCUCCGUGAAUGUGUGUGUGAGCAGCUCCCGCGGUGGCGUCGUCUGUGGCGAUCUCUGUGUCUCUGGUACUGGCCCUGCUGUCAACACCAGAGUGAGCAGCGGCCCCAGCAGCAACGUGGUGGUAGGCACCCCCAAUGCCUGCGCCCCCUGCGCCGGGGCGGGCGCCGGUAGUGGAGGCUGUAAGAGGUGCUAGGAAGCCUCAAUACUGCAAGCCACUGCCUCGGGCGGCCCUGCCUGACAC
Messenger RNA from Acomys russatus (golden spiny mouse), 1583 nucleotides. Its product is annotated as keratin, type II cuticular Hb6. The record is from RefSeq and is a predicted model, not a curated record. Gene Ontology annotation, cellular component: keratin filament. Gene Ontology annotation, molecular function: structural constituent of skin epidermis. The coding region runs from base 78 to 1535 and encodes 485 amino acids. The transcript has 9 exons. NCBI's taxonomy places the organism in Eukaryota, Metazoa, Chordata, Mammalia, Rodentia, Muridae. Gene Ontology annotation, biological process: keratinization; intermediate filament organization.